AUGGCUCAAGUACCUGCUAAAGAGAGACCUUCCCAAUAUAAGCAAAGCUCGCGUAAGGGUAAGAAGGCAUGGAGAAAGAAUAUCGAUUUAACAGAUAUUGAAAAAUCCAUUGAAGCCAAGGCGGAACAAGAAAUCACCCAUGGUACUUCAGACAUUUCCACAUUACAAGAUGCUGCUCUUUUUCAAGUUGAUGAGGAAGGUGAUGAUGUUUUGAAAAAUAAACUAAUUAAGAGGAAGCAAAUUAAGAAGAAUUUGAAAAGUAAAGAAAUCUUAGAUUCUUUGAAGACUAAUUCUAAAGUUGGUGUGUUGAAGCAUCAUAAGCAUCAUAAUGUUGAAGAUGGAUUUUCCAAGAAAGACAAGAAAGUUCAAGGUGUUCAUAAGAAGGAAUUGAAUAAAUUGCUGGCCUUGGCAGGUAAGCUUGAUGGUGAAUCCAAAUUGAAAAGUCGUUUGGAGAAAGAUGGGUUAGUCAAGUCUAAGAGUUAUGAUAUUUGGGGUACAAGUACCACAACAACAACUACCACUACAACAACUAAGAAAACUACUGUCCAAUUACCUUCUGGUCUUAAGUUAGAUGUCGAUUCAAAGGAUCAAAUUCCUAAGGAAUUGUUAACUAUGUCUACCACAAGUUGGUCUGUUGCUUCCGUUGUUCCUGCUACAUUGAAGAAAGCACCACUUCAACUCCGAGAAUUCGAAGCGAUCCCUCAUGCUGGUAAAUCCUAUAAUCCCCAUAAGAAAGAUUGGUCUUCUCUAUUAGAUAAAGAAUUUGAAACUGAAAAAGUAAAGGAACAAAAUAGAUUAGCCCUUGAAGAGUACAAAGAAAGAAUUAAGCAUUUGAUGGAAACUUUAGAAGAUAAUGAAGAAGAGGAAUCGUCAGACGAUGAAGGGGAAGAAGAGGAAGAGGAAGAGGAAGAGACUGAAGAACAAUUGAAUGAGGCUAUUAAGUUGUCCAUAAAUGAAGCUGUAAAAAAUAAGAAAAAAACCAAAUAUCAAAGAAAUAAAGCUCAAAAGCAUGAAGAAAAGGUUAAGUUGCAACAAGAGCUAAAGAAGUUAAAGCAACGAGUUCAUGAAUUAGAAAGAUUGGAUGAGAUUGAGGGUGCUGUAAGUAAAGAAACGAAUGAGAAAGAUAAUACAUCUGUAUCAGAAAAGGUUAAGAAAACAAAGAAAAGAGCUAAAUUCGGUACCAAAUAUGGACUAUUAGAUGAAAGGCUAGAAAUCAAGUUUUCUGAUGAAUUGUCUCAUUCUCUAAGGAAAUUGAAACCUGAAGGGAAUCUUCUUUACGAUAAUGUCAGAAAGUUGCAAAGCUCGGGUAAGAUUGAAUCUCGUGUACCUGUUAAGAGAGGUAGAAGAUACAAGCAAAAAAUUACUGAAAAAUGGACACAUAAGGAUUUUAAAUAA
This is a messenger RNA of Naumovozyma castellii, 1395 nucleotides long. It is a transcript of the gene NOP53, whose product is annotated as Nop53p. Bases 1 to 1395 code for a protein of 464 amino acids. Lineage: Eukaryota; Fungi; Ascomycota; Saccharomycetes; Saccharomycetales; Saccharomycetaceae. The record is from RefSeq and is a predicted model, not a curated record. The transcript has a single exon.